Molecule: messenger RNA, 714 nt
Organism: Geodia barretti
Lineage: Eukaryota; Metazoa; Porifera; Demospongiae; Tetractinellida; Geodiidae
Source: the annotation of a GenBank genome assembly
CAACGAGAAGAGCUGGGAGCCUGGGCAAGCGUGUUCUCCCCCGACAAGGAGGGUCUGCUGGAGAAGAAAGGCUACAAAGAGCGGUGGUUCAGACUGAAGGGAAACCUCCUUUUCUAUAUCAAGGUGGACGAGUUGGGAGCAUGGGAGGUAAGAAAGAAACCCAACCAGCCACUCCUUUACUGGUCAACCACAGCUGCUUCAGCUUUUGUAUUCUUAGCACAGACUGUAUAUACACUUCCUUCCGUCUUUGUUGGUCUAUGGGACAAGUGUAAGCAGCACAUACCUCCAGUGUCGGUAUACAGUCCCACAUAGACUGUGUCUCUCACUGAGAUGUCAGUACCAUCAUGGACAGCAUUAGUUAGAAUGUCACAGUGAUAGAUACCAGUUGGUGAGUUAGCACCAAUGUUAACUCUCUGAGUUCCACGAACCUCAAAAGUAUUUUUAUUAUGUGAAGCAAAAGGCAGUCUAGUUCCAUUAGGGAAAUACUAGUCUCCACGAUGACAACCAUCUAUAUUAGUACAUGAGCUCAGGUCAGUGAUAUGCUGAACAUCAUCACCAUCACUAACGUCAGAUCUCCCGACUAGACUGAGGUCCACAUUAGAGGAAUGGUUGGCCAGAGUCUGACCCAUUAAGGAGAGAAGGGGAGAGUGGACCUCCACCAGGGACCAGAGGAGACUCAACAUAUUAUUAAGUAGAUAGUUGUACACAAUUGUA